GCCAAAGGAAGGGGAAAAAGAGACGGAAGGAGAGAGAAAAAAGAGUGGAAGAGCUGGAAGAGAAGAGAAAAUCGCGUGCUAGUUCCUUACAUUCCUCUAGCUUCUUUUAAAGAAAAAAAAACUGAACUGAAAGAAGUUUGAUUUUUGUUUGGGUUCGACCCCCCCUCCCCCCGCCGGUCCGCGCUUGCUUGCUUCUUCCUUUCUCUGCACUAUUGUUAUUUGCGAGCGGGGUCUUUUGAAUUCUUUCCCUCCGCCCUUUUGCAAGCCUCCGAAAAGUGCCGUCCGAGAGGCAAGAGACAGAGAGAGAGAGAGAGAGAAAGGGGGGGAGACGAAGGGGUGUUCCCCCCCUUCUCCCCUGAGCGCGCGCGCUGAUGUCUUUUUUAUUCUUCUUCUCUCGUUUUUGCAGCUUCUAGGUUCCUUCUCCCGCUCUUGCCCUUACCCCUCACCCACCUUUUAUUUUUAUUUUUCGGCUGGCGUGUGUGUGCGUGCGUCUCUCUCUCUCUCUCUCUUUCUGUGUGUGUGUGUGUGUGUGUGUGUGUGUCUGUGUUUUGGUUCGCGGAUGCUGGAGGGGGAGUUCCUGAUGUGGUCGCUUUGGCGGUGAUCGUCGCGCGGACUUUUGCAAGAGAAGGCGAGGCACAGAGAGCCAGCCAGCCAGCGAGCGAGCGGCGCGUUGGAUCGGCGGCGGCGGCGGCUCUUCUUCUUCUCCUCCUCCUCCUCCUCCUUGGCCGGCUUGCGCAGCACUUGGUGGGCCGCUCGGGCUUCUCGGCGCCUGUCCCUCUUCCUUCGCUCGGGCUCGCUCCCUCCGGCUCGGCGGCAGCGGCGGCCGCGGACCAGGGGAAGAUGCUCCUCGACGCCGGACCGCAGUACCCGGCCAUCGGCGUGACGACCUUCGGCUCGUCGCGGCACCACAGCGCGGGCGACGUGGCGGAGCGGGACGUGGGCUUCCCGGGCCUCCACGAGCAAGCGGCGGGCCACGCCUCGCCCAACGUGGUCAACGGGCAGAUGCGCCUGGGCUUCUCGGGAGACAUGUACGGGCGGCCCGAGCAGUACGGCCAGGUGACCAGCCCGCGCUCCGAGCACUACGCCUCGCCCCAGCUGCACGGCUACGGCCACAUGAAUAUGAACAUGGCAGCCCACCACGGGGCGGGGGCCUUCUUCCGCUACAUGCGGCAGCCCAUCAAGCAGGAGCUCAUCUGCAAGUGGAUCGAGCCCGAGCAGUUGGCGAACCCCAAAAAGUCCUGCAACAAAACUUUCAGCACCAUGCACGAGCUGGUGACUCACGUCACGGUGGAGCACGUCGGCGGGCCCGAGCAGUCCAACCACAUCUGCUUCUGGGAAGAGUGUCCCCGGGAAGGGAAGCCGUUCAAGGCCAAAUAUAAACUGGUCAACCACAUCCGCGUCCACACGGGCGAGAAGCCUUUCCCUUGCCCUUUCCCGGGAUGCGGGAAAGUCUUCGCUCGCUCGGAAAAUCUCAAAAUCCACAAAAGGACGCACACAGGUGAAAAACCCUUUAAGUGUGAAUUCGAAGGCUGUGACAGGCGCUUCGCCAACAGCAGCGACCGCAAAAAGCAUAUGCAUGUCCACACUUCAGACAAACCUUAUCUCUGCAAAAUGUGCGAUAAGUCCUACACGCACCCGAGCUCCCUCCGAAAACACAUGAAGGUCCACGAAUCCUCCUCUCAGGGGUCCCAGCCUUCUCCCGCUGCCAGUUCGGGCUAUGAAUCUUCAACCCCCCCAACCAUCGUGUCUCCAUCCACAGAAAACCAGACCACCAGCUCCUUAUCCCCUUCGUCCUCAGCAGUUCAUCACACGUCCAGCCACAGCACCCUCACGUCAAAUUUUAACGAAUGGUACGUGUAAACAAAUGAACAAACACAAAUCCAACCUAUUUAAAAGACUGCAAAAAUGAAUGAACACUUUUAAAUCAGAUUUUUUGUGUGUGUGUGUGUUUUGUUUGGAUUUUUUAAAAUGCUGCCCAUAGCCCCAGGACCGAAUCAAAUCAAGAAUUCUGUUUCCUUCCCUUUCUCUCUUCUCUCUCUCUCUGUCUCUCUCCCCCUCUCUCCAAUUUCUGUUUUGCUUUGGUUUUGUCAUGUUUUGGGGCAAAGCCUGGGGAAGCAGAGGGGUUUUUUAUAGUGUGCGUGAGAAGAGCAGGGUUACCAGGCCAUCUUGUCAACGUGCAGGGCUUUUAAAUGGAACCACUGACUGGAGUUCUCCAACUGCAUGGCUUUUUGGGCAGCGGGCCUUGUUGUUUUCUGUAAAUACAGAAAUAUUAGCUUACAAUGUACUGUUUGAUCUUGUAAAUAGUUAUACCACAAGUUGAAUAAGGGGAUAUGUGGAAUUGUGGUCUUUGAAUAUACGUGAGGGAGGGGAACAGGGGGUGGGGCGGGGGGAACAGGGAGGAGGUUGAAAGGGGGGGGAAGGAGGGAGGAGGUAGCAAAUCAACUAUUUGUACUGAAUGGCAAGGAUGUUCUAGUAAAUGUGUACCAAAAUGUGAAUUACUUUGUAUUAUUACAGUCUAAACGUCGACCUAACAGAAUAUUAUUGGUAUUAAUGUGCUUUUUAUUUUGUAUAAAGUGCAAACAUUUUGUCCCAAAGUCCAGUCUAAGUAGUGCAGUAAAAUGUUGUUACACGUCCUGUCAAGAAAAUUCGUAUAGUGCAAGCCUGGAUCUGAGUGUCAAACUGUUACAUUUGUUUAUGUAAAGUGAUAUUAAAAAAAAAAAACUCCCUAUAAACUAUAAUCUGUCCAUUGCUUUUGGUAAAUACAACUACAUACUGUAUAUAUUUCCUAAUUUCCAUAUUUAUCCGCAUGUAAAGGUCCGGUUAUACAUGUUACAGAUAUUCAAUAUUUAUGGCUAGAAGAACUGGUAUGUACAAUUUAGUUUACAGAACUGUUUGGUAACAUUUCGUACAUUAUUAAAGAUUCUGAAAUCCCAUUAUCUGUAGCAGGAAUCCUUAUUGACUCAGCCAAGCGCUGCAAGUUACGUAUCUAGCUUUAGGAGAGUAAACUCCGGUCAGAACAAGGACCCUCCCCUCCCCCAUUCCUUGUCGCCACUAUACUCUCAUUAUGUCGUCACUAAAGCUGUAAUGUUGAAAUAAACACAAUAAGUGCUCUUACCCCUGCGGGCUGUAGGGUAAUAUAAAUUUUGUAUUUAUAUAAAAAACAUAUGAAACAAAAAGUUUUGGGUGGUGAUAUAAUUUAAAUGACCAGUGCAGAAAUAGAAUAGUGCCAAUAGCAACAGUGACAAUAAAAUUAAAAUAGAACAUCAAUAGAU
Molecule: messenger RNA, 3272 nt
Organism: Pogona vitticeps (central bearded dragon)
Lineage: Eukaryota; Metazoa; Chordata; Lepidosauria; Squamata; Agamidae
Source: RefSeq, a predicted model, not a curated record